AUUUUGUUUCCCUUCUUGUUUUUUUUCUACUUGUAUCUGCUCUUUCACUCUCUUACUUUGUGUCUCGACUGUUCACUUUGAGUGAUACAUAUAGUGCUUCAUGUUACUUCCAAAUCUGUUGAAAAUUACUCAAUUUCAUAUCUAAACCUUUAUUAUUUAUACUUGUUAACUAUUUGUUUAUAUUGUUUUAUUUUAUCUAUAUUGUAAAUGGCUAUGAUAUUUGGUAAAAAAGGAUCAUACAAAGAAUAUUGUUUUUCAGUGAUUUUUCUCUAAUGAAUACAUCCAUAUAUGUACCGUAUACGGUGACCUUGUUUUUCUUUACUGGAUUGGUUAAUCACAUAUGUACUAUGCUACGGUGCUAUUGAUGAUGAUAAAAGGGUAGGAUCAUAGCUUGGAGGAAAACAAAACGAAUCUCAACCUCCUAUCUCCUGUUGAACGCUAAGGCCUAAAAAUUUUACUUUCAGCUUAACACAAGCUGAGUGUUUAUUCUGAUUCCUGCCUUUCUUUGAAACAUGACAAUUACUUUAUCUAUCUGGUCAUGGGUUAUUUUGACUUCUGGAAUCGUCCAAGCAACCCAUUCAGCUACAUCCAGUCACAAUCAACAUGAAUCAUCUCAUCUUUUGACAACCUUUCCUUCUGGUUCAUUUUUAAUCCAAAGAGAUAAACCUAUUACUUCCCAUGGCAAACCAUCUAUAGUAACAUCACCUGAAUCAUCAGCGUUAUUCUCUACAUUCACUAGACCAAAGCAAUCAUCAUCAAAUGGCUCUAACCUGAUAGCUUCAUUCCAUGCUAACCAUACUCAUCGAAACCUUUUGAGAUAUCCGCUUGAAUCUAGUAAAACUUUGACUUUGCAUGGAAGUCACUAUUUUGUUCAAAAUCUUAGCUGUGACAACAUUGAGCUUUUAGGAGGUCGAGGAUCAAUUUUCAAUCCAGGCUACCCUUAUUCAUACACCAAUGAAACCUUCUGUUCAUGGACUCUUACAGCAAAACCUCAUGAAAUAAUCACUUUAAGUUUUGACGACUUGGAUAUUCCUGAAAUCGUUAAUUCAUGUAAUCCUUCUCUGGGCAACUCUAUAGUCGGUAAAACUUGCUGUCAAGAUAGUGCCGUGAUCAUACAAUCUAUCGACAAUAAAACCAUUCCAGAGAGAAGAUUUUGUGGCCGUAGUGAAGAUAAUAGAGACAUUUUUCAAACAUACAUAAGUGAAGGAGAAAGCAUAAAAAUAUUGUUUAAUGGUAUUUAUGCCAAUAGAACGGGAGGUCGCGGUUUCCAUGCGACUUACAGUAAAACAUGGAUUGGAAAACCAUGUGUUCUAGAAUCAGAAUCAAGAUGUUCGAAUGGAAAAUGUAUAGAUAAAUCUUGGAUGUGCAAUAGAAGAGAUGAAUGUGGCGAUAACUCAGAUGAAGCCAAUUGUGAUCAUGUUUGUCGGGAAUCAAAUGAAGCUCAAUGUUUAAAUGAAGAUUCUCACACCUUUUCUUGUUACUCUUUCCCCAAAGACCGUUGUGAUGGUAAUUGGAACUGUGCUAAUGGUACAGAUGAACGAAGCUGUGAUAAAUGUCCACAUGGGAUGUUUGUUUGCUCUGCUGGUUUAAUCUGUUACUCGGAACGAGCUCGUUGUAAUGGUAAUUGGGAUUGUGUUGAUUUUAAAGAUGAACUUAACUGUGGACUUUGUGGACCUGAUGAAAUUUCAUGUGGGUUCGACGACUUAAAAAAAUGCUUCAACCCUUUUACUCAAAGGUGCGAUGGUGUUUUCGAUUGUCCCAAUGCUUUUGAUGAAAUGGGUUGUGAAAAACAUCGUUGUGCUAAGAAAAUUUUAUGUGCCAACAAUGCUAAAUGUUUCUUCCGUGAUGAGCGUUGCAAUGGUAUUGCUGAUUGUUCUGAUGGGUCUGAUGAAAGAAACUGUACGAAAGAACUUUGCCGACAUGAUCACGGAGCAUUUCUUUGUGCUAAUGGACAAUGUAUCCAUUCAAUUCAAGUAUGUGACACAUCUCUUGAUUGUGACGAUGGAUCUGAUGAAAUAAAUUGUACCACUGAACAGUGCCGUCCUGAACAGGGCAACUUUCUUUGUACAAAUGGUAACUGUAUCCAAGCUAUUUUAACCUGUGAUCGAAGUAACGAUUGUGGAGAUUCAUCAGAUGAAAUAAAUUGUCUAAAAAAUAGUGUUAUCACAGCUGCUCUUAUGGGAUCUCUUAUCUGCGGACUUUUACUUGUUAUUGCUAUAAGUUGUACAUGUAAAUUGAUUGCUUUGCGUCAAAUUGAACAGCAACGUCAAGCUCAAGACGAUUCUUAUUGCGGUUCCGCAACUAAUAAUCUUUACUCUUCAUCACAUAUUUACCAAAGGUACUUUCCAUUCGCUCGUAGUAAUAGUCAUUCAACAUCGCCUCUUUUCAGUCCAGACUCUGAAUAUUUUUAUCGAGAGCCUCCUCCAAGCUAUGCUUCAGCGGUUUCUGGUAUUGAUGAAUAUGGAGCUGGAUGUUCAUCUUCUUCAUCUCGUCGACGACCUAGAAGAUUAAGACCUAGAGGUCGAAGGCGUCCGCCUAGUCCACCACCAUCACAACAAUCACUCACAGAAUCUGAUGGUAUUUAUAAUACUGGUGUUUUUCAACGACCAAGCAUUUGCUCAAACAUACCAGCAACUAUGAACAUACUUUCGAUACCCACAACGGGCUCAAUCAAUAUUAGACCAACAAUGAAUGAAGCAACAACUUCAUCGACUCUAUCAGCAACUCAAAGUAAUGCUGUAUCUGAUAUUGAAGAACCAAACUGUACAACAUCCUCCAAUCAUCCUUUACUCACACAAAAUAAUCAACAGUCUCAAAAUGGUGAUAUUAGUUGUAGCAAUGAACGUUCUAGUAAAAAUGAAGAUGAAGACGGGUCUAGCCAAUCAACAGAAAUUGGACCAGUGGGAAGUGAUGAUUCAAAUGAUUCUAUUCAUCAAUCAUACCAUCAUAAUUGUUCAACAUCAUCGACUGUAACAAUAGAGUUAAAUAAUAUACCAUCACAAUCUUCUCAGCUUGACUGUGAUCAACAACCUCUGCUCAGUGGAUGAUAAUUCCUUAUUGUUUUGUUCUCUUUUUUAAUGUGUAUAUAUAUACAUAGAUGUAACCAAUAUUUAGAAAAUAACCUGGAAAAGGGCAUUUUUUGAUUGUUUUCGCAAGAAAAGGCGGUAGUUUUUAAUGGCCCACCAAAAUCUGAAAUAUAUUCAAAUUUUGGGCCCAUUUGUCUCAAAAAAAGAAUCUGAACUAUGUAUACUUUAUAAAUAAUAUAUAUAUAAAUCUUAAGUUUAACAUUUAUCCUAAAAA
Messenger RNA from Tetranychus urticae (two-spotted spider mite), 3300 nucleotides. RefSeq lists its product as uncharacterized. Lineage: Eukaryota; Metazoa; Arthropoda; Arachnida; Trombidiformes; Tetranychidae. Gene Ontology annotation, molecular function: protein binding; low-density lipoprotein particle receptor activity. The record is from RefSeq and is a predicted model, not a curated record. Gene Ontology annotation, cellular component: signaling receptor complex; plasma membrane.